CCGCAGGCUGCGUCUGCAGCUCGGUACGCUCCCCAGACAUGCGUGAAACGUACUGGCAAACACCUCGUAUCGGCUGCCUAUUCCAGUAAAGCAGGAAAAAUGAAGGUCGCCUUAGUAACCGUCCCACUUGUUGUCGUCGUGAUUGUUGUCACAGAAGUGCAGCUCGCUAACGCAAGAAGUACAUACAAUGCGGCCGGCAGCCGUGGACGGCAACAAGGGUCGAGUCCUUCGAGAACGGAACGGAAACCUACCGGAACAAGGAACUCACGAAAGCCAUCAGGGGUGCGGAAUCCGAGGGGACCUAGACGUCCCGUCAGAAAGCCAGGGGCACAAGUUUCAGCAGGUCGAAACAGACCAACACAUGGGAGGGGACGAGUCUCGAAGAAGCCUGCGAGGAAACCGGAAACUGGAAGUGAACACUCGCCCUCUGCGACCGGUAUGCAGCACCAUGGAAUGGAAACUAUGGGCGGUGGACACGGCGGUAACAUGGGAGUGAUGGGCGGAGGUAUGAUGGGUGGAGGUAUGAUGGGCGGAGGUAUGAUGGGCGGAGGAAUGAUGGGCGGAGGAAUGAUGGACCCAAUGAUGAUGGGGAGCGGUAUGAUGGGUGGGGGCAUGAUGGACACGUCUAUGAUGGACCAAACGAUGACGGACGGAGGCGUGACGGACCCAACGAUGAUGGGUGGAGGCAUGAUGGGCGGCAUGGGCUACGGCGCAUACGGUUUGCCAGGAAUAAUAGGCCAAAUAGGAAACUCGUUGACUAAUGCGGCGCUCCAGAUAAGGAAGGCGGUUGUCAGUUCAAAACCAAGUCCAGAUUUGGGUCGUCGCAUUGAGAGUUCGGGAACCGCAACUGAAACGGGUGCAAGUACGCCAGAAAGCUCAGUAAAGCCAAAGAAGGGGGACGAAAUCGACAACGAAAAUGGUACGACAGAGAAAAAAGAUAAGCCCCUCAAGAAUGGCAAAGAGGAAGCGGAAAGUUCUACCACAGGCAAAGAACAAGAUAAACCAAAGAAGGAUGACAAGGAGGCAGCCGAAAAGAAUGCGACAGAAAAAACAGCAGGAAAGAAAAAGGAAGACAAAGCGGAAAAUGGAAGUUCUUCGACAGACAAGAAAAAACGUGUUUGACACUGAGACAUUGCGAACGCCUUGGACAAAUUCUAUCUCGAUUGUUAUAAAGAUAUUGCGAAAGCAUACCUGUGAAGACCACUGGAAACGGCCCGAGUAUAUGUCACCAAUAAAGUAUAUUUUAAUUUUA
This is a messenger RNA of Dermacentor silvarum, 1252 nucleotides long. Its product is annotated as translation initiation factor IF-2-like. The record is from RefSeq and is a predicted model, not a curated record. The transcript is spliced from 16 exons. The coding region runs from base 100 to 1122 and encodes 340 amino acids. Lineage: Eukaryota; Metazoa; Arthropoda; Arachnida; Ixodida; Ixodidae.